This is a messenger RNA of Cladophialophora yegresii CBS 114405, 1581 nucleotides long. RefSeq lists its product as uncharacterized. Lineage: Eukaryota; Fungi; Ascomycota; Eurotiomycetes; Chaetothyriales; Herpotrichiellaceae. The record is from RefSeq and is a predicted model, not a curated record. The transcript has 2 exons. Bases 1 to 1581 code for a protein of 526 amino acids.
AUGCAGCACGACGCAGGGCACUCUGUCGCCUCUCCUGCCUCGCCUUCCCAGCCUGCCGACAGCAAUGACCUCGUUCCGUCCUCCACGUCACUGGCCGGCCGAAAGCGAAAAGCUGGUGGCGCUGGGUCUCGUGGCGUUGCAAGCCUCACCCCCGAACAGCUUGCCAAAAAGCGUGCCAAUGAUCGAGAUGCCCAGCGCGCUAUCAGGGAGCGCACGAAGCACACUAUUGAGAACUUGGAGCGCAGGAUAGAAGAGUUGACGUCCCAACAACCGUAUCAGGAGCUGCAGGAAGUCAUCCGCCAGAAAGAUGCUAUUCAAGCCGAAAAUGAAGAGAUCCGGAGGAGGCUGGCCUCGGUCAUGUCGCUCAUCCAGCCCAUCAUUGGGGCCCAAGGCCUGACUGAUCUUGCCACUGCUGCCCAAAACAACGUCCAGGCUGGAAUAGGCCGGCAGACGCCCCAUCCUGCCUUUACACCCGCCACCAGUGCUUCCCCAAAUCCGGCCUACUUCACCACACAGCAACAUGGGAGAACAGCUUUCUCCGGGCCGCCCAGCACGACGCAUGGCCAGAUGGGAGCAUCUGCAUACCAACCCGCGUUCACGGCUGAAGGAACAGAAGAGGCCCGGUCUUGGCCUGUGUCAAGGGAUGCUCUCAGCCUCCAGCGAGACAACCUUCAGCGAGGCCUCGAGCUGAACGACAGCGGAGAGCGAGUCAAUUUCAGCUUCUUACUGGAUAGCUUCGGAUUAAGGCCGAGCAACAGCCACCUCGAUAAUCUGCAUUCUCCACAACAGUCCCCGCCAUCAAGCCAACAUCCGGCUUAUACUACAACUGCCGCCAGUCUGUCGGAGCAUUUGCAGGUCCCUGCCGCACCUUGGAGCAUCCUCCCUAAAAUCGGCCCGCCGACGUGUCCUCUCGACCGGCUCCUCCUCAACUUCCUGCACUCCCGUGAGCGCGAACCGACCAGGGCGAAUGGGACAGUUCCACCUUCAUACCCUUCCGUGUCAUCACUUCUGAAUCCAUCCGGGAAUCUUGCACUGGACCCUUUAUCCCAGUUUAUGACCGACAUCAUAUCUAAAUUUCCCGACAUCUCAGAACUGCCUAGUCAGGUAGCGACUUUGUUCUGCAUGUUCAGUCUGAUGCGGUGGCAAAUCCAUCCGACGCAAGAGAACUAUGAGCGGUUGCCCGAAUGGCUACAUCCCGUUCCCAUACAGUUAUAUACCUCACAUCCGGCCUGGAUAGAUCACCUCCCGUGGCCUCGCUUGCGCGAGAAACUCGUUGCAAAUUCGCAGGACUACCCCUUUGACAACUGGUUCAUCCCUUUCACCUCGGGCCUUAGUGUCAAUUGGCCUUACGACCCGGUCGACUGUCUCCUGAGCACGUCUGAGCAGGAUGAACCCGUCAUGAACCCGGUCUUCGAGCGACAUAUCCGUCGGCUCGAAAACUGGAGCCUGGGGUCAUUAUUUGCCGACACGUUCCCGGAGCUGGUAGAGACAACGAGGAUUUCGGACAGGGAGUCUAUGGGGAUCACGCCGAGCCUGGAGUCGCGGAAGAGGGAUAAAAGUAUUCCGUCAUCGACAGCAUGA